GCGUACGUGUCCGCCACACUCCCAAAGCCAAAAGCCAGCCAAAGCGAUACCCUCCUUCUCCUCCUCACCGCAGCUCUAGCGCCGCCGCCAGGGCUCUACGCUUUCCCCCACAUCGGAGACCCCUUCGCGGCGGCGGCGGCUAAGUGAGUCGCCGCAGAUGGCGGACCGGCUGACGCGUAUCGCGAUCGUGAGCGAGGACAAGUGCAAACCCAAGAAGUGCCGCCAGGAGUGCAAGAAGAGCUGCCCCGUCGUCAAGACCGGGAAGCUUUGCAUUGAAGUUAGUCCAGCGGCGAAACUUGCAUUCAUUUCUGAAGAGCUGUGUAUUGGUUGCGGUAUCUGUGUUAAGAAAUGCCCAUUUGAUGCCAUUGAAAUUAUCAAUCUUCCGAAAGAUUUGGAAAAAGAUACCACUCAUCGCUAUGGUCCGAAUACCUUCAAAUUGCACAGGUUGCCUGUUCCAAGACCUGGUCAAGUUUUGGGCCUUGUUGGAACCAAUGGAAUUGGGAAGUCAACUGCACUUAAAGUGUUAGCUGGCAAGCUGAAGCCUAAUUUGGGACGAUUCAAAAACCCACCUGAUUGGCAAGAAAUUCUUACAUACUUCCGCGGGUCCGAACUUCAGAAUUACUUUACGCGUAUAUUGGAAGAUAACCUGAAGGCUAUCAUCAAGCCUCAGUAUGUUGACCACAUUCCAAAAGCUGUUCAAGGAAAUGUAGGGCAAGUACUUGAGCAGAAAGAUGAGCGGGAUAUGAAGAAUGAGCUGUGUGUUGACCUUGAAUUGAACCAGGUUAUUGACAGAAAUGUAGGAGAUUUGUCUGGUGGUGAGCUUCAGAGAUUUGCAAUAGCAGUUGUUGCUGUGCAAAGUGCAGAAAUUUACAUGUUUGAUGAGCCAUCAAGUUAUCUUGAUGUCAAGCAGAGGCUUAAGGCUGCACAAGUCAUUAGGUCCUUGCUUAGAUCCAACAGCUAUGUCAUUGUCGUGGAACAUGACUUGAGUGUCUUAGAUUACUUGUCCGACUUUAUUUGCUGCUUAUAUGGGAAGCCAGGUGCUUAUGGUGUUGUUACACUGCCAUUUUCGGUCCGAGAAGGUAUCAAUAUUUUCCUGGCUGGAUUUGUUCCAACAGAGAACCUUCGGUUUCGUGAUGAAUCUCUUACAUUUAAGAUUGCGGAGACCCAGGAAAAUGCAGAGGAAGUAGCGUCAUACCAGCGGUACAAGUACCCUUCCAUGAGCAAAACACAGGGAAAUUUCAAGCUUUCUGUUGCUGAGGGUGAAUUCACUGAUUCUCAGAUUGUUGUGAUGCUUGGUGAGAACGGGACAGGGAAAACUACAUUCAUCAGAAUGCUGGCUGGGUUGUUGAAGCCAGAUACCAUAGAAGGAACUGAGGUUGAAAUUCCUGAAUUUAAUGUGUCAUACAAGCCUCAAAAGAUCAGCCCAAAAUUCCAGCAUCCAGUGAGGCACUUGCUUCAUCAGAAAAUAAGGGAUUCAUAUACUCAUCCUCAGUUUGUGUCUGAUGUCAUGAAACCACUGCAAAUUGAGCAACUCAUGGACCAGGAAGUUGUUAAUUUAUCAGGUGGAGAGCUCCAAAGAGUGGCAUUAUGUCUGUGCCUUGGAAAGCCUGCAGAUAUUUAUUUAAUUGAUGAGCCAAGUGCAUAUCUCGAUUCAGAACAGCGAAUUGUUGCCUCGAAGGUUAUCAAAAGAUUCAUCCUUCAUGCAAAGAAAACUGCAUUUAUCGUAGAGCAUGAUUUCAUCAUGGCAACGUACUUAGCGGACAAGGUUAUUGUUUAUGAAGGACGUGCUUCUAUUGACUGCACUGCCAAUGCACCUCAGUCUUUGGUAUCUGGGAUGAAUAAAUUCUUAUCGCAUCUUGACAUUACGUUUAGAAGAGACCCGACCAACUAUAGGCCACGAAUAAACAAACUGGAAUCUACAAAAGACAGAGAGCAGAAGAAUGCUGGAUCUUACUACUACCUUGAUGACUAAUGAGGAAUUACAGUGACUUCUCGGAGAGCUUCACGUUGAUAAUGCUCCGAGUCUGUUGGAUGCACCAGACUAGCUGGAAGCUGCUGCCACUACAUGAGAUCAUUAGAUGAGACAUACAAAAAUAAUAGGCUACAGGAGGGAAGCCCAUCGAGUGAAGUUCUUCGAUUAUAAAGCAGCGCAUGUGGUGUUGAUACUGUAUUUUUGUUUAUUUUUCUCUGUACGAUGGGAAGGAAACUAAUUGACUCUGAGGGGAGAACGAUUAUCAGUUUUCGUGUAUCUGCAUUGUUGUAUCAUGGCUUUACCAUCUGGUAUCCUUCAAUCCUUGAAUUCAUACAACUUAUAAUUUUCUUUGACUUGUAUAUUUGUUACAGUAUCUAGUCGACCAUUGUGUUUCUA
Molecule: messenger RNA, 2368 nt
Organism: Brachypodium distachyon (stiff brome)
Lineage: Eukaryota; Viridiplantae; Streptophyta; Magnoliopsida; Poales; Poaceae
Product: ABC transporter E family member 2
Exons: 12
Coding region: 158-1972 (604 amino acids)
Biological process (GO): ribosomal subunit export from nucleus; translational initiation; translational termination
Molecular function (GO): ATP hydrolysis activity; ribosomal small subunit binding; iron ion binding
Source: RefSeq, a predicted model, not a curated record